Messenger RNA from Dermacentor silvarum, 5101 nucleotides. RefSeq lists its product as uncharacterized. NCBI's taxonomy places the organism in Eukaryota, Metazoa, Arthropoda, Arachnida, Ixodida, Ixodidae. Bases 1903 to 2931 code for a protein of 342 amino acids. The transcript has 3 exons. The record is from RefSeq and is a predicted model, not a curated record.
CGAGAGGGGCGGCCGCUGCCAAGAAGAGGCCUCACUCGCCACGAGGGGUGCGAGACGGACGGGGAUAUCAGCUCGUUCAGGCCACUAUCGGCCGACACGGCUCGAGCACGCGGACGAGCGAGCGCUAAGUGGAGAAGAGAAAUCGCUGAGCGCCAGAAUGAAAACACGACCGCAGAAGUCGCUACGCCAGCUCCGCUGACAGAUAACAAUAAGGGCUUGCGUAAGAGCGGAGGUUGCGCCUGUUGCGGCGAGAGACGAGGAAGCGGGGAACGCGAACGCGCGCGCAGCGCCUCGAGCGAGAAUUGCGGACCGCGUGAGAAGCAGCUGUCGGCGGUGCUCCUUUCCCUACGCCGAGAGUGGGUGAACACGACAUUUACGCUGUAUGUGUUUCACCUCGCGAACGUCGCCAGAAGGAGGCAACGUAGCCGACAUAGCUGCACGAUUGCCUGGAAUCGCUGGCGCGCCCCAAGAAGGGCCAGGGAAAGGAGUCGUACUCUUGAAAGCCAAUGUGGACCCACUGUCGUCUAGCUGAUGCCGUAAUUGGGACGCGGCAUCGUCGGUCGUCGGCGCGCAGAUAUUGCAACAACGCGACCACGUGCUCCGAGGAAACAACCGGGCUCCCGCGCUCCGAACAGCUGAGCGCAGCAACGGCUUGCCGCAGCUGAGUGCCGGGGGGUGUCAGCGCCGACGUCGAGCCUCUCAACAAAGGCGGCAGAGCGCUACAACGAUCACGAGGCGGCGUCUGUGCACAAGACGAAAGUGAGCGCCCGUGCCUCUGCUGCCGAUUUCGCGAUCUGAUUUGGGCGUUUGUGCCUGCUCAAAAGGGUCCGCCAAACAGCUAGCCCCGACCCCCGACCACAGGAAGGAUUCCGCUAGCGUCCACUCUCGUCGCUGGCCCUUCCUGCUCCGCCCAACGAGGUCCGCGCAGCUCUCGCGCGGCUCUGUUUCUCCGGCUCGCCGCGAGCGAGCUAUUUGCGGCCCGAGCUGCCGAGAAGGUCGCUCUCUCUCCUCCCCAAGUUCCCCUGAAACACUGCCUCGACGAAGCACAACUCGGAAACGUGGACGGGCCUUGGCUCUAGCUCGGCGCGCGCCAGGAGUGUCUGCAAUUUCGCUUUUCGUAAGGACGAGCAAAAAACUGCACGGAGCGAGUGAGUUCGAAAGGGCUGUCGCAGUUGCAACACUCGAGCAUGUGACGACGAGCCGCACGUAGCCUCAGCAGUAGGGCCCAAGGCUUUCACUCGUCGCGCUGGGAGGCCGCGCGCUUGGCAACCAAGGAAGCCCGCGCUCCCUCUGCAGUGCCGCAAGCAAGGCCAUCGACCCGAAGAAGCCGUGCAACGAGCGGAACAUUGCUGCAACAAAGACAACCCCGAAUCGUUCGUUAAGCCAACCUGGGCUUCUCCGAGAUCGAAGCUGGCAGUGCCUCAGAAUCGGCCCCCGAUAGUCACGUCGCUCGGAAACAACGUUAGCGCUACAGGCAUAACAGCGAGGAGAACGCCUGCCAUACGUAAAGCACGGCACAUCUGUCGGCAUCGGCAGUCUAGUCGUUCCGAAGCCAUUGAGGAAAGAGGAAGUGGGACACCUUCGCGAGACGUCUUAAAAUGACAGACGGAGAGGAGUGCCGAAUGGUUUCUACAAGUGCGCCGAGAUAAAGCUAGGUGACCACACCUAGGCAAAACCGCGCGCAGAAGGCGGCGAAAGGCAAGCGCUGUCUUCUCGGACUUCUCCCACAGAUCAAGGCCGGGCCUGCUGCGCAGACGUCCGUGGUUGCUGUGCACGUUGCAAACGGCGUCGUGACAACGAUACGUAGCUUGACGCCGUUGAGUGUCUCCUGGCUGACGACCACUGCAGCGGACCAGCGAAGCGACGACCGCGGCCGAUGUGUGCUCGUGCAGUGGCGGCGGCAUGCACGUGUACUCGCACCACCCGUUUCUGGCGCUGGCCUUCGUGGCGGCGGCAGCCGUGCUGUUCAUCUACCCGUUCGUGCUGCGCUUCAACGUCUACAAGGAGACACUGGUGGCGAUGGCCGUGUCUGACGUCAUCCCGGUGCGCGAACGCAUCUCCACCGUCUGGUGCUCGGCCCAGGAGCUGGUGAUGAACCACAGCUUCGACGCGCACGUGUUCCGCGACUCGGACGGGACGGUGACGGCGCCCAUGGGCAGGACCCUGGAGCUGUCGCUCACCAUGACGGUGCCCAAGCAGACGUACGAGUACUGGGGCUUCUACUUCGUUGCCGGCUCGAACUUCACGGUGUCCGUGUGCUCGCGCCUCUCCGGCGCCGCGUUCUCCCUCAUCCGGGGCCCCGCGGCGCUGGGCAAGUGCCUCACGGCCCUCGAGACCAAGCGGCGCGGCCUGGACGAGUCGGACGAGAAGACGGACUCGGACGAGCCUGGCGAGGACGAGUCGUCGCCGGAGUCGGACGACCAGUCGUCCACCAUCUCGAGCAGCGAGGGCCUGAUGCUCAACGAGACGCUGGGCAUCAGCGUCUGCAACAACGCGCUCUUCCACGUGCCCCUGCGCUGGACGUACAGCUGCGGCACGGCCCACGACCGCCGCGACCACCGGCACAACAUCAGCUACGCCGUGCCGGCCUCCGACUUCUACUACGUGUUCUUCGCCAGCAACCCGCCGCUGUACGUCACGCCCAACACGAUCGUCGCCGACUUCUACCUCGACAGGAUGGCGUACAACGUGUCCAGGAGCUACAGUCCGGAGACGCACUCGUGCGUGAACACGACCAACUGCUCGGUGCCUCUGGACUUUCUGUCCAACGAGUACGUCGUGGUGGACAUGCAAGGUGAGCCCAGGGGAUCCACGCGCCUCAACUGGACCUCUGACGUGCUCACGUCGCGCUGCCUGCCACGCAAGGGCGUCUACUUCGUCUUCUACUUCGUCUUCGGACUCUUCGUCAUGAUGGCUGCCUUUCAGGGCUGAUGGCGGUCGGCAACGGAUUAUGAACGUGCACAUGUGUGAGGAAGCGCGCCAACUGCUGUGUGUUACGGUGACUCGUGAUAUUCGCGCUCGUGCAAUUACACGAGGUUCGCCGGCUGUGUCGGAAUCGGCUUUCAACCGCCUCGCAGCACAUGUGGCGCGCCAGCAGCAGAUGAAGCUAGCCCGUGUGACACGAUAUGAUGAACCCCACAACUGCAGGAGAGUGCUGCAGUACAGUGAGCGGCUCAUUUUAAUCAGACAGCUGCCGUGAUCGCACCUCCACCUCACGGACGUCCUGAAAAAGAAAUCGUCGCUUCACCUCAUCUUCAUCACACGAUUCAUUCUGCCUGCGCGAGGUUUUUAUGAUUAUAUGGCCAUUUCUUACGCACGAUGUCUCAGGCAUGUGAACCGAACGUUACUCAGGCGAUGCGUUUGCCAGCAGAGCAGGCGCGCUUCACCGCGACUUCGCAAGAUGGCGGAGGUUUCCCUGAAGCGACGAGUGACUUCGUUCAUGACGUGGCGACCUCAGCGCCGUAAUGGCUGAAUAACCAACAUUCAGUGCUGAAGGAAUCAAACAUCGAUUUGAUGGGCGCUUAGUGAAUCGAUCAUGUGUCGGCAUACAAGAGACAAUACGGAAGAGAAGAAUCUCGCAAGGUGCACUUGCAGAGAGUCUGCGCAAGAUGCCGACGAUCACUGAUAAAAGCCUUCACUUCAUAGCACCGUGGUUCGACGAUAGCGGAUGCCUAUCGCAAUGACGUCAGUGGCCAGGCAUGUCUUGCAUACAGUUGAUGGGUCCUUCCACCAUCCGUGCCAGCGCACUGUCGAGACACUUUGAGACACCUUAAAGCGCCAAUUCUGUGCAGCGCCGAUUGAAAUCUCAGGCGCACUGCCGGUCACAGGGGCUGUGGCGGGCAGUGAUGCAUUGCACGCACUACCCACGCACCCAGGGGCAUGCACCUUGGCUGCACAAGUCAUUUGAGAGCCAUCUCCGCGCUUUUAGAACGUUCACACCAAAGCAGCCAGCAGAAAUAGCAUGUUGCAAGCCAAGUGUUAUGUAUGUACGCACUAUAUUGAUCAUCCUGCACGAAAUUUACGCGCAGGGUUCACGCACGCACGCAGUCCGGGUACAUGCUGGUGGCCUUUGUAAAGAGGCGGCACUGAUGACGUUGUCCUGCAACAUUGAGCUGCAACACUGAGCUGCAACACUGAGCUGCAACAUUGAGCUGCAACAUUGAGCAGUGUCACGAAGGAAAGUUCCAUGAAGGGAGCUUAAACACUGAGCGCGGCAAAGGCCUUGCGGCUAUACUACAGGUGUCCAAUCCUGUCAAUGUAGUGCGCUGGUAUGCACGACAUCUCGUGUGCUUUCACGUACAACACAAAUUGAACAGGGCAAAACAUAGCCGCCAUAAGGCGGGCGAUAAUGUGCAUUGAUAAGCUCCCGCUGCGAUGUACCAGCUAAUCAUUAUCAACGCGGGGCUCUGCUAGGUGUCGUUGUUCUAAGGCUUGUGUAUAUAUAUAAUAAAAGUCAUCGCCUGCUAAACAGUGAGCGAGAAAUGUCGGGCAUGUGAGGGCAGUCGAGGGUUCCUUUGCCGACUUUCAUACUAAAAAAUUCUGGGGUUUAAGAAACGCCCUAGAAAUGUCCACAUGCUACAUGAUUAGUGUAGGCGAACAUUUAUACUUAGUCACGGCGGUGGGUGUCUUUAUAGCAUGUCAAAAUGUCUGGAUGGCGUUGUACAGAUAGCCCGUGUUCUGUGCCGCAUCUGGCUGCACACUACGCCUGCGACUUUCACUCACUUUCAUUGUUCAGACAACUGGCUAAGCCAAUCUGCCUGCAUUGAAGAUGUGCCAAACAUAAUGCUAUAGGGAUUAUACGCAACAAAUAAUUUUAAACGACUCACAAUUGAAGCACAACACGCAUGUUUAUAUAUCAGACUGUUUCUCUGAAGAAAUGCACGCAGCGCUCAGGCGACUGAUAAAAGAAUAUUGGGACCAAGCGGCAUCCAUCAAGAAUAGAUUUCGUAAGUAAAAGCGGUAUACCUCGUUGUAAGUCCCUGAACCUUAGCACACCGCAUCGAUUCUGGUGUGAUGUCUGAGAGCGUCUAUGUACAAGAAAUACGCUUGUAAUGUACAGUGUACAUGGGUAUGAAAGAAUAAAAACAGAAAAAGACUGAAA